UUAAAAUUCUUAACCUCUCUAUCAGCAACCACAAAGAAAACAUCCAUCAAUUAAGACCACCCUUUAUCAUAAGUCUAAUCUCCCACUUACAUAAUAUUAAUUCUACCGUUCUUUGCUGGCAGAUUCAGGGAAAGUCCCCAAGUAAAUCUUAAAACUUUUGGAAAAUUAUUGAAUGCAGUCAUGUUUUGCCGCAAUUUUCGCAAUGUUCAAAAUGUUCAUUCUCAAUUAAUAUCAAGGUAUGUUAAUGGAACCAAACUCAGACCAAACAGAUCUGCAAAUUGCUUUCAUAAAUGGACAGAUCCUGCCACAGGAACAAUUCACAUUGGAAGACACACUGCCGGUAGUUCACAUCAAAACUCUCCCGGAGCACGGCGGGUUGCCACAUCGGCCUCCCGCUUCCAAGAUUCUGUGAGUCCGAGCUCGGCAGCGGCGUCAAGCGUCUCUCGAGUCACAGCUUCUCCAGUCGGAUUCGCCAAAAAUCUUUGUCUUGGCAAAUUCAACAAGGAUGAUGCAUUCCCUUUCCCUGAAAUCUCAGUGGAGCAGUUUGAACAUCUCAACCAAAUGUGUGAUCUUGAGAAAUAUUUCAAUGAAGAAGUGGACUCCAAAACAAUUGAUGUAAAUGCCAAAAUCGAUGAGAAGACAUUGCAAGGCUUAAAAGAUCUUGGUCUCUUUGGUCAACAGGUUCCUGAAAAUUAUGGUGGACUUGGUUUGUCAAACACAGAGUUUGCUCGUUUAGCUGAAAUAACUGCCCAAGAUGGGUCCAUAGCUGUCACGUUAGCCGCACAUCAAUCCAUAGGCUUCAAGGGUCUAUUGAUUGCUGGAACUGAAGAACAAAAAGCCAAAUAUCUUCCUAAGUUAGCUACAGGUGAACUAGUCGCUGCUUUCUGCCUUACAGAGCCUUCAAGUGGUAGUGAUGCAGCCUCGAUACGAACCAAGGCAACUCUAAGUCCAGAUGGAAAGCACUAUCUUCUAAAUGGGGGAAAGAUUUGGAUCUCUAAUGGAGGCAUUGCUGAUGUAUUCACAGUCUUUGCAAGAACUGAUGUAGUUGAUGAACAGGGUAAUACACAAGAGAAGAUUACAGCCUUCUUUGUUGAGAGGAACUUUGGAGGGAUUACCAAUGGCAAGCCUGAAGAUAAACUGGGCAUCAGAGGUUCAAACACCUGUGAGGUUCACUUUGACAACACCCCUGUACCUCUUGAGAACAUCAUUGGUGAAGUAGGUGGUGGAUUCAAGAUUGCAAUGAACAUCCUCAAUAGUGGACGCUUCAGUAUGGGUAGCUCGGGAGCAGGCAUGCUGAAAAAACUCAUUGGUAUGGCUGCGGACCAUGCCUCACAGCGGAAGCAGUUUGACACCAAGCUGAAGGAGUUUGGCAUGAUACAGGAGAAGAUAGGUAGGAUGACCAUGACAGCGUAUGUGAUGGAGAGCAUGGCUUACCUCACAGCCGGUCUCUUGGAUAGGCCGGGCAAACCAGAUUGUUCCGUAGAGGCAGCGAUGGUUAAGAUCUUCAGUUCAGAAGGAGGAUGGACGUGUGUCAGCGAAGCUCUUCAGAUUCUUGGUGGUUUGGGCUACAUGAAGGAUUAUCCGUACGAGCGCUUCCUCCGUGAUUGUCGUAUCCUCCUAAUCUUUGAGGGAACCAAUGAGAUCCUGCGCUUGUACGUGGCUCUCACCUGCAUGCAGCAUGCUGGGAAGGAACUCGGUGCAAUGGUCAAGAAACUGCAGAAUCCAGUAGCGAACCCAGGUUUUGCCUUCAAGAUGCUGGGGGGUCGAAUGCUUGGUCGUCUAGGACUCAAGUCGAGUGCUGUCAAACUCCAGCAUGAUGAUGGAGGUGUACAUCCUUCUCUUCAGGCAAGUGGAAAGCAACUAGCUCAUUGUGUCUCCGCAUUCCAGGGUGUAGUAGAAGGAAUUCUCAGCAAAUACAAGAAGGAAAUUGUCAAGGAACAGAUGAUCUUGAAGAGAGUGGCUGACAUCUUGAUUGAUCUGUAUGGUAUGACUGCCGUCCUGUCCAGGGCCUCAAGAGCCAAGACCGUUGGCCUCAGGAACUGUGACCAUGACAUCCUUAUCGCAACCACCUUCGUCAAUGAAGCCGCCCAGCGGGUUGGACAAAAUAUGCAUGAGAUCGGUCUAGCUCCAAAUCUGAACAACGAUGCAUCCAUCAUGAGGAUCGCUGAUGAAGUCUUUGAAAACCAUGGUUACAAGGCAUCGCAUCCUCUCACCAGGGAAUUCUAAACUACAUCCUCAAACCUAACCACUUGUUUUCACAAAAUUGUGAAAGUAUCCAAACUUCUGCAAGCAGUUCCAUGUCAUUUAAUUCCAUAACCAAUACAAAGGUUAAUUUUGCCAUUUUUCUACAAAAUUCUGGUUUGCAGAGUUUUGUGACUUGAAAUGAACUUAUUUUUUACAUUUGUUUGACAAUUUAUAUGGUUUGAAAUAGCUAUGGUAGUUCUAUUUUAUUUAUUUCCAUAAGAGCAAUUCCAGUGGAAUAAACUAUUGGACAAAAAUGAAUUUUCAAGUGCUGUUAAUCGCUGCACUAUAUUAACAAGUUUAAAAAAAAUUGGGCCAACUUGCAAUUCUAUAUCAAGUUGUAAAUGUUGUUCAUUUGUCCAAUACCUGAUUCAUACAAGCUGGAAUGCAAUCACUAUUCAGUUGAGAUU
Molecule: messenger RNA, 2651 nt
Organism: Lytechinus variegatus (green sea urchin)
Lineage: Eukaryota; Metazoa; Echinodermata; Echinoidea; Temnopleuroida; Toxopneustidae
Gene: acad9
Product: complex I assembly factor ACAD9, mitochondrial-like
Molecular function (GO): acyl-CoA dehydrogenase activity; flavin adenine dinucleotide binding
Source: RefSeq, a predicted model, not a curated record